Messenger RNA from Homarus americanus (American lobster), 1685 nucleotides. Its product is annotated as protein D3-like. The record is from RefSeq and is a predicted model, not a curated record. Lineage: Eukaryota; Metazoa; Arthropoda; Malacostraca; Decapoda; Nephropidae. The transcript has 6 exons. Bases 541 to 1212 code for a protein of 223 amino acids.
UAGAAUGUUACCAGUAACCUUAAGUACUAUUAACUGAACAUUGGUUCUGUUGACGUGAAUACUUGUUUGGCUGACUAGAAGUGAGGCCAAGUGGUCUUUGGAGGCUGUAUCAGUGUUAAUGUAAAUUUGGUGCCGAAUUCUCCAAAGAUUUCUGUGAUGGAGCCUUGUCUCUGUCCCACCUAACAAUUUGUCCAACCCAUUUAAGCCUGGAGUCAGCUGAAAGAAUCAUAUAACGAAAUGUGGAAUAUUAUAAAUACAUUAAGCAGGUUCUGAAAAGGCAUACAAAAUUUAACACCAUCAAAUAUAAAUACUGUACUGUACUAUAAUAUGAACAAGUUUUACACAUGUUAUUAUCAUUAUAGUAAUUAUUUUAAGAAGCGACAUUUAAUAAAACCUGACCUAACCGAUCAAAGAAACCUACCUAACUUCCUAGCAGAGGUGGCUCCACUCCCAGACCCCCAGCCAUAUUAAACAGGAAGUACAGUAUACAGUACUUAUUUUGAUAUCUGGUACCAAUGAAAGCAACUUUGAUGAAGUGCCAUGGUGUACUUUUACGUUUUUUGUGGACGUGAGAGUAAGCUUGGACAGAGCUGGUUGGUUGAAAAAACCAAGCAAUCGACAACACACUACAACUCGGCAAAUUUUUCACAUGAGUAUAUACGCAGGACGAUGGAACAGCAUCAAGUAGUCCCUGAUGUGGUAGACGUGGCACCUUCAGCUCUUGUGCAGGUUAAGUAUGGGGAGGCGGAGGUGAAUAGCGGUAAUGAACUCACGCCCACUCAGGUGGUGUCCCUGCCUACACACCUGUCCUGGCCGAGGGAGGAAGGUGCCCUCUACACCCUCUGUAUGACAGACCCAGACGCCCCAAGUCGCAAGGAUCCCAAGUUUCGUGAAUUCCUACACUGGCUGGUAGUAAAUGUCCCCUCGUGCGACCCGGCCUCUGGAGACACAAUCGCUCACUUCGUCGGCUCCGGCCCCCCCAGAGACACAGGUCUCCACCGCUACGUGUACCUUGUGUAUCGCCAGCCUGGCCCUCUCACCUGUGAUGAACCUAAUAUGCCCAACAAUUCAGCUGAACACCGUCGUAGCUUCAGCAUCAGGAACUUCGCCAACAAGUAUCACCUGCAGCUAGUGGCCGGCAACCUCUACCAGGCACAGUAUGACGCCACCUGUGACUUGGUUCAUCAACAGCUGGGUGUCCAACGUCGCUAGCCAGCUGUACCACCAUAUCUAGCCAGUACAGCUGGGUGUUGAACAUCACUUGCCAGCUGUACCACCAUAUCAAGCCAGUACAGCUGGGUGUUGAACAUCACUAGCCAGCUGUACCACCAUAUCUAGCCAGUACAGCUGGGUGUUGAACAUCACUUGCCAGCUGUACCACCAUAUCAAGCCAGUACAGCUGGGUGUUGAACAUCACUAGCCAGCUGUACCACCAUAUCUAGCCAGUUAUUCCAAUAUCUCCAGCCAGCUGUACCCCAAGAAGUGUAACACAGCUACCAAAACACUUUACAGAGCAAUAUUCACUACACACUUACCAUAACAAAACAAAUAUAUAUAUAUAUAUCUUGAGAGCUUUCUUUAUUUGUAUAUCAAGUAUACAUUGAACUAUUUUGAAUUAUGAGGCUCACUAUAUACAGGUAUAUAUGUAUUAUCCAGUAUAAUAUAUGUAUACGAUAAAAGUAAAA